Molecule: messenger RNA, 1107 nt
Organism: Ochotona princeps (American pika)
Lineage: Eukaryota; Metazoa; Chordata; Mammalia; Lagomorpha; Ochotonidae
Gene: APLN
Product: apelin
Exons: 3
Coding region: 164-397 (77 amino acids)
Biological process (GO): signal transduction
Molecular function (GO): hormone activity; apelin receptor binding
Source: RefSeq, a predicted model, not a curated record
CCAGCGACCGCAGCGGACCGCAGAGCCAGCAGCGCGGCCCGGGAGCCACGCGAACUCGCGCCCCACGCGCCUGCCGCGGCGCGCGCCUUCCAGUGUCUUCGGGCGCAGCUUCCUCUCCACCCUCCCGCUAGCUGUUCGGGGCCGCGGCGGCCCGAGGAGCAGCAUGAAUCUGCGGCUGUGCGUGCAGGCGCUCCUGCUGCUCUGGCUCUCCUUGACCGCGGUGUGUGGAGGGCCCCUGGUGCAGCCUCCUGAUGGGAAAGACCUAGAAGAAGGCAAUAUUCGCUACUUGGUGCAGCUCAAGGGGUCCAGGAAAGGACCAGGGCCCUGGCAGGGAAGUCGCAGGAAGUUCCGUCGCCAGCGGCCACGCCUCUCGCAUAAGGGCCCCAUGCCUUUUUGAAGCAGGACUGAAGGCGCCCCCAAGGGCCUGCCCCCCCGCAGUCCACUCCACAAAUCAGCCUGCUUCUCUGGAGCCCUCACACCCAUUCAGCUAUUGUCUUGCACUUGUUCUAGCUGCUGAUGGUCCUGACCUUCGCACUUUCCAGCCGCCUGCAGUGGUGUGGUCCCAGCCCUCGUUCUGAUGAUUCCAGUUCUCUUGCAAGGAUCCGUGGAGGCCACCUUCCCGGCCCCUGCCUGGACUGACUUCGGAGACCCAGCCCUGGGCCUCCCCCUCUGCUCUCCGUGGCCCUCUGAGUGGCUCUAGUCCUACCUCACCCACCUCGGGGACCCAAUUCGCAUACUUAGCCCUUCCUUAAUCACCUCUGGCCUGGUGGCUGCCAGGAAAUGCUCCCUCAAGCAAUCAAUGGGAUUCCCAUAAUGACACCAGCCUCUGCACAGGAACACACAGAGGUGCAAUGAAGAGACUCCGAUCACAGGGGCUGAGUGUUGACACACAGACAACAGGGUGCACUGGGGACGCCACAUGGGGACUGGUGCUCUGGAGAUGGUGGUUGGCCUCCUUGGGGACCUUCCCUGACCCUUGGGGUGGUAGCUCAGGUAAGAAGAGGGGAAGAGGAAAGGCCACUGUCACUGCUCACACCUUGUUGUGUCUCCUAAUACUCACUUCUAAGUCUCUCCCCCAUCCCACCCUCCCAGCUAAAUUCAAGUUCU